Messenger RNA from Dreissena polymorpha, 4561 nucleotides. Its product is annotated as short-chain dehydrogenase/reductase family 9C member 7-like. Bases 1207 to 2214 code for a protein of 335 amino acids. The record is from RefSeq and is a predicted model, not a curated record. The transcript has 6 exons. Lineage: Eukaryota; Metazoa; Mollusca; Bivalvia; Myida; Dreissenidae.
AGUAGGCAUUGUUUAAGUAAAAUUGAUGAAAAUUACCAUAUAGCGUUCAAUGAACGUAACGAUUUGAUCAUAAAGAUGACAUCAAUGACAUUAGAUAUUUGACAUAUUACGGAAAAGCUAUGCUAAAAAAUCAUCAAAGUGGCAUGUACGCACGAUUGUUCCAACACCAUCUUCAUCAUUCGAUCAUCGAUAGAGUUUGUUAAAAGUGUUUGGACCUGCGGAAUACUGUGAACCUGUAGCUGGAUAUAUGCUUCAACUCAUGGACCACCUCUUUUUAUGCACAAAUGCGUUAAAGAGGUUUUAAUUUUCUUACAUGUUUUGUGCAUUCCGAGUAUCCAUUUUUCUAUUUUAUGACAGAGAGGCAGCGAAUAUUGAACAGAUAGGCAGCAUUUUGAAAGAAAGGCGACCGAUAUGCUUCAACACCGUGGUAUAGAUUACAGACUUUACAACUGUGCAAAUGUGAACUUGAAAUAUUGCAAGAUGUUACAAUACGCGUUUACCAAUCCAGACGUGUAUACAUGCUCACGGUGAAAAUUUGUAUACUUUAGCAUUCAACAUUGUAAAGAAGCGUUAUCAUAAGAGUUGUGGCCAUGUUUUGUGCGUUGUGUAUGCGAUUUCAAUAUACAAGUGAAUGUUAAUUUUACAUUUUGAACCUUUUUUUUAUUCAUUGAACAGUUUUAAUUGGAAAAUGCACAAGAUAAACUUUUGUGAUGCCUCCACCUUAACAAGUAUCAUUGUUGAAAAUCGGAACAUCAAGCUUUGUUUAUUUGAACGGAUAUAAUUUAACAUGUAUGUAUAAUCUAUAAUUGCAACAUGGAACAUAUCAGCUAAAUACUCAACACGUGCAACAUUUCUGGUGAUAAAUCUUAUUGGCGGUCUUUCCCUUCCGUAGAGGUGUGGAUUACUUUUGUUCUUUCUUCAAUUUUAUUUUUGUUUUAAACUGGUUCUAUAUAAUUACUAUGUUUACAUUAAACAAUUUAAAGCAUUUAAUGACAAACUUCAAAACAUGCCAAAAAAAAUCUGUGAAUAGGUCCCUUUAAGAUCUGCUUCAAUAUUCUGCUUAAAGUUUCAUACCUGGAUAUCUUUAUCAUAAGUGUGUAAACAGCGAAACAGAGAUUGUGUUUGACACUUUGAUUAAUACCAUGAAAGUUUGUUGUAAGAAAGCUUUUGUUUCACUGAACCGAGUGUAGUUUUGAUUUACGUGAUAUGUAUAUUCUGUUAGGUGUCGCGUCAGUCUGUUUAUUUAUUCUAAUACGAUGGGUCUUAAGGUCGCUACAUCUCAGUAACAAUGACACACGUUACGUGUUCAUUACCGGAUGUAACACUGGCUUCGGAAAUCUUCUGGCAAAACGUCUGGAUCGCAAGGGUGUGAACGUCAUCGCAGGGUGCUUGACGGCAGAUGGAACGGCAGCGUUACGUAAUGCGUAUUCACGGACGUUAAAGACGGUAGAGUUAGAUGUAUCGAAGGAAACAAGCAUCCGACAGGCAAAAAUACAAUGUCGGCUCUGGGCGCUUGUCAACAACGCGGGCAUCAUUGGAUCAGUCGCCCCUAUAGAAUGGCACACCCAGGCUGAAUAUCGCUCGGUGAUGGAAGUAAAUCUGCUUGGUGUAAUAUUCGUCACAAAUGCCUUUCUGCCAUUGGUAAGACGAGAACGUGGCCGUGUGAUCAACAUGACGAGCAUCCUUGGUCGGUUUGCACAGAUAUUUGGACCUUAUUGUGUAGCAAAAUAUGGAGUGAGUGGAGGGGUUCUCGGACCUUUUUUCGAGUACAGACGAGAGUUGUAUAAGACUGGAGUGACCGUUCAUAUAAUCGAGCCGGGUGCCUUUAAGACGGCAAUUAUGUGCAAGGACAGAACGAGAAAUGACAUUGAGACAAGAUUUCGAAACUGUGAUGAGGAGCUACAUGAGUACUAUGGUGAAACAUUUAACACUGAGAGUGACUCAACAAAGAUUGGGUUCAUUUGUGGCUCAGGCUUUUCGCCAAAGGUUCACAAAGAAGUAGACUCGUAUGAACAUGCCAUCCUAUCUAGGUUUCCUAAACACAGACAUGUCGUUGGUUUAGAUGCCAACAUUUCUUACCGCAUCUUGUGGAAUCUUCCUGAAUGGCUGGCAGACUAUAUUGUCACAAGACCAAUGUCAACACCCUCUGGAGCCAAGAAAUUAAUAAGUAGCUUAAUAGAUUACAUUUUGUAUGUAUUCCCAAGAUUUUAUUAAACGUUUUACUGAAGAUACCUUCACAAAUGUGAAAUGUGUUGAACAGAUUUUUACAGCAAAUGUAGUUUUACAAGGUCCAUAUAAUGUGAUGAUCUUGACCUUGAAUACCUGGAUAAGUGAUUUAUUUCGCAUAUGUGUAAACGUUUUUAAAAGUCAAUAGCAGUUUGACAGAACACAUUUUAGAUAUUUUAACAUAAACAGCCUGUAAACAAAUUGUUUCUUUUAGUAUUGAAAACAAAAGAAAAAAACGACAGCAAACAUCAAAAUAAAACAUUGAAAUAGUUUAAUAACAAGGAGUGGGCGACACCAUUUUGAAUUUAAUAUAUAUAUAUAUAUAUGUCAUUCACGUGACGUAUUUUGUAAAUAUCACAAUGUCGAUUGUCGAAAUUAUAUCAUUUAACAGUAGUAUGACCCAGAUGUAAAAAUAGGUGUUUAUAUUAAUAAUUAAGGUUGAUAAAAGUUAGAUUGUGAAUCAGAAUGAUAGAAGAAGAACUUCUUAGUACAAUCGUUGAAAAAGAAGAGAAGCGAAAGGGAGUGGGGCUCUUUCGUUAAGACAUAGAAAAUGCCUAAGAGACACACACAAAACGGAUUAUGGGGGGAAUUACAUAAUUAAAACGCAAAAAAUAACGCUUUAAAGAAGCUAUGUCAUGCAAUGAGUCGGCAAAUAAGAAUCGCAUUAAUUACCUGGUACAGUAAAACGACAUAUGGAUAGAGUGGAUUGAAGACAGCAGCGAAAGAGAAACUUAGAGUAAAAUAGCUGGACAGUUUAUACAAAUAUUUAACCCCCUACAUCCCGUAACUAAAAUUUUCUAAAGCCGGCAUAUACAUCGGUCAUCGGAUUGGUCCUUUUAACAGACAGAGAGAGACCCAUUAUGAAGAUCGUCUUCAUAAUAAAAAGACACGUAAUCAUAAAACUAGUUAAACAAAAACGAAACCUGUAUAAGUGAAGGACCAUUGACAACGAUCAACGCAGAAGUGUUCGCUAGUGUAAAGAAAAUGUAGUCAGAUUUAGUGAAAUCGUAAUAUUCAAGAGAGGGAGCCGUUUGUUUUACAGAUAUAUCAACGAACAACGGUAUACCGUCAACAGUCAACACGGAUAAGUAUAGCUUCUUGCUGUAUCUUCUUCCAUGGCUGAACUAAUAACAAAAAGAGUGCACAAAACCUCUCUUUUUGAUACACUAUUGAACAUACAGUGUGAGUUUUACAAAGCGGAAUGGCACAAAUCUAAGGGACCACGAGAAAACAACUCGAGGCAGAGACGCUAGUUUGACAGUUGCGCUGACAAAUAAUACAGAAUAAAUAAUCGGUCGAAUAUUUAAAUUACAAUUAAGAAAACUUAACUUACUAAAACUAUUUGGUUAUGCAGGUGUUUAACGUACAUAAAUAGUUAAUAUAUACAUUUAUUUACAGUAUGUGUUUAACAAAGCGGAAGUGCACAAAUCUAAGGAACCACGAGAAAACAACUCGAUGAAGUUAUGGAAUGUGUUGUGUGGUUUUCCUUUGUACUCCUUUAAUCAGAUCAAAGUGUUUGCUUUAUAAGGCACUCGGACUGCAUUAGCAUGUUUUAUGUGUACCCUUACUAGUGACUAAUAUAGGUUGUGAAUGUUUUCUCAUUAAGUAAGUGGAAAAUUCGUCAUAUUAUCGUAAACAUUGAGUCAGCUUUCGUGACUUUUUCUUGUCAAUUGUUAUCUUAGGUUCGAAUCAAUUAUUAUCCCUAUGUCUAUUACCUUCUCUCUUGCUCUAACUCUGUUAAUAGGCGAGUAUAUUUGAAUGUAUAUUUUUAUAUGCAUUUGCUUACAUUUGUCUGGAUUGAAACGAAGAAGCCAUAUGUCGCUCCAUUCAGUUAAACGGUCUAGGUUUUCCUGUAGCGUUAUCAUUUCAUCUCUGUUAUUAAUUGUUAUUAUCUCUACCAUUACUUUCGCUUCCAUUACUGAGGCGAGGCAUACACACAUAGUUCUAUAUUAUCUCAGAACCUUUAAAUACACGAUUGUUAAUAUGCAUAAACUAUUGCACUCAUACAAGCACACACAAGUUCUCACUUACAUGCACAUACGCACACUCAUCGCACAAACACAAGUGCUCACUUACAUGCACACACGCACACACUCAUCGCACUAACACAUGUACAGUUGCAUCCAGACACGCAACAAAGGUUUUAAUGUAUAUAUUCAUUUACGGAGGAAACAAUCAACUAUUUAUCUUCGCAUAUUUUGUAUCGCUGUGGUAUUCUUCAUCCAACAUAAAUUUUACUUUUAUGAACAUAAAUAUUCAUAAAGCAAUACGGUAUAACUGCAUGCAUAAAUGUAAUAUGUAUGCACUUAAGCUAAUAAAUGGUGUGAAAAGUGAA